Molecule: messenger RNA, 2368 nt
Organism: Zalophus californianus (California sea lion)
Lineage: Eukaryota; Metazoa; Chordata; Mammalia; Carnivora; Otariidae
Gene: IDO2
Product: indoleamine 2,3-dioxygenase 2
Exons: 9
Coding region: 535-1563 (342 amino acids)
Biological process (GO): 'de novo' NAD+ biosynthetic process from L-tryptophan
Cellular component (GO): cytoplasm
Molecular function (GO): metal ion binding; heme binding; indoleamine 2,3-dioxygenase activity
Source: RefSeq, a predicted model, not a curated record
AACACGCAGCUGCGAGGAGCGGACAGACGCGGAAAGGCUGCGAAGAGCGGACAGACGCGGAAAGGCUGCGAGGAGCGGACAGACGCGGAAAGGCUGCCCUCUAGCGGAGAGCAGAGAGAGGACUCCGCGGCGGGGGGGGGGGGGGGGGGGGAGCCCGCGCGGGAGGAGCAGCAGGUCUGAGGCUGCUCGGCGGUGCCUGGAGCUUAAAAGGAUACACAAGACGUCUGCCACCACCUUUUGUGGCACUUAAGGACCCCGGAGAGGGGAAGAUCUGGAUCAGGCUGUGUCUAGAGCUGGGGCAGCCAUGGGAGGAAGGAGGAGAGCAGAGGUGGGGAGGGGGCGUUGCCAGGAAACUGGAGCUCCUUGUUGGUGUCAACCAAGACAGGCAAGGCUGUUCCAGGCAAAAGUGAGAAACCCGUUGUUGUUUAGGCAGGGCUGUCAAUAAUUAACUUCUCUGCAAGGUGUGGCUUUCAUGAGGACGCCAUCAGUAAACUUCCAGGUGACACAUUUCCACAAGGAAGAGGACAUGGAGAGAUGCCCCUGCUGAACUGCCAGUUCCUCAAGAGUUACCGGGAACAGCGCCUGGCCCACUUGGUCCUGAGCUUCAUGACCAUGGGCUAUGUCUGGCAGAGAGGAGAGACACAGCCCGAAGAGGUUCUGCCAAGAAAUCUUGCCCUUCCCCUUGUUGAAGUCUCCAGAAACUUGGGGCUCCCUCCUAUCCUGGUCCACUCAGACCUGGUGCUGACAAACUGGACCCCUAGGGAUCCAGAAAGACCCUUGGAAAUUGGGAACUUGGACCUCAUUGUCUCAUUUCCUGGGGGAGAGAGCCUGCGUGGCUUUAUACUGGUGACUGUUUUGGUGGAGAAGGCAGCAGUGCCUGGGAUUAAGGCGCUUGUUGAGGCAGUAAAUGCCAUCUCGCAGCGCAGCCAGAACGCCCUGCUCCAAGCCCUGCAGCGACUGAGACUCUCCAUUCAGGAAAUCACCAGAACCUUAGGACAAAUGCACGAUUAUGUUGAUCCAGACAUAUUUUAUGCAGUCAUCCGGAUCUUUCUCUCUGGAUGGAAGGAUAACCCAGCAAUGCCUGUGGGGUUGAUCUAUGAAGGAGUCUCCACAGAGCCCCUGGAGUACUCUGGAGGGAGUGCAGCUCAGAGCACAGUGCUUCAUGCCUUUGAUGAGUUCUUAGGCAUUUGCCAUAGCAAGGAAAGUGCCGACUUUCUGCAUAGGAUGAGGGAGUACAUGCCUCCUUCCCAUAAGGACUUUAUAGAAGAAAUCCAGUCAAGUCCCUCACUGAGAGACCACAUCUUGUCCUCUGAAAAUAGCCAACUUCUGACAGCCUAUAAUCAGUGUGUGGAGGCCCUGGUGGACCUGCGCAGCUAUCACAUCGCUGUGGUGACAAAAUACCUCAUCACAGCGGCUGCCAAAGCAAAGGGCAGGAGGCCAAACCCUCUCCCUGGGCCAUCUCAAGCCCUAGAAGAGAGGGGCACAGGCGGGACUGUAGUUCUGAGCUUCCUGAAGAGUGUCAGGGAUAAGACCUUAGAGGCAAUUCUCCACCAACGUGAUUAAGAGACUGCCUUCUGCCCAACAAUGCAAAACCAGCAAACACGGGUUUUUCCCUUACCCUCUCCCCCAUUGGAGGGCAUGUGGGCCCAGAGAAUAAGAAUGUCUGGAAUAAUCUGAAAGGGACCUCAGCCUUAGUUAUUUUCCUGCUCCUCCUUUGUUGAGAGCUGUUAGUCUUCACAGAGAAGAAUUUUCAUGGCCAGAGACUUUCCUUUCCCUACCUGAUUACUGGUUAAUAGCGAACGGGUUUGGACACUUCCUCAUUCAGAACCCCACAGAGGAGUGAGUUAGUCCUAUUCUAUUUGCAAAGUGAUAGAAAAUCAAUCUAAAUUUCCAAAACCAAAUAAAAUUGCCUGUAGACAGAUCCCCUUGUUGAUUUCUUUAAAAAGCAAGUUAAAUAUUCAUGCAUUCAUUCAUUCAGUUAAAAACUUAUUAUGUUCCUACUGAACACUGGUUUAGGGAUUAGAGCAGAGAUUUUUUUGUGGCCCCAGUCCAGCCUUCUUCUUCUCCCUGUGUGUGCUGAGUCUGUGGCAGGAGGUUGGAAAUGCUCCAGUGGUGAAGCGGAGGAAAGAGGAGGCUCACGUAAGUCUUAGAAGUCACCAGUAUAGCAAUGAAUAGUUAAUGAUGUGGGAACAGAUAAGGCUCUUCCACAUGGUUCAUCAAUUUGCAAAUUCUAUUUUAAUUUCCUUCUUUAUUUUUAGAAGAAUGAUUCUUUCUCCCUACACUGAAAGUUUGUAUUUGUAAAAUGAAUUAAUUGACCCGUUGAAAGUAAAUGAUCAAAAUGGGAAUAAAUGGUAAAUCCACGUGGUUC